GCCUUUUUGGACGCGCUCCUGACCGCAUCCAAGCCCUGGACACUGAAUACGCACCUUCUUUAGGUUAGAGAAUUUAUGACUUUAAGGGAGCAAGUUUUCUGUUCUGCUCGCCUCUGUUUUGUUGAUAAGUAGCAGUGGAGGGCCUAAAAAUAGAUUUUAAAAGUGCAGCAUUAAAAAAGCAAGAAGCAAACUCCUCAUCGUUUGCAGAAAUACACUCAGUAAGACGCAUUAUAUUUUUUAGCUCCGGAACGCACGGCGCAUUUUAUAAUUCUUUUCUUUUUUUAAAAAAAUCAAGCGGUCAAGGUGACAGUAAAAGGCCGGAUGAGGACUAGAUUUGCAGAGGUGUGGAGUGUGAGGAUGCCACAGUGAUCCACUAGACUGACGUCUCUCCGGUAGCGCAGAAGAAGACCGCAGCCCGGUGAUUCCACAGACUUCAGUACAGCCAAGCAGUCGACAGUCUCUCCCGCAGAGAGACAAAGAGAGGGAGGGAAAAAGAACUUCAGCAACGACAAGCUGUAGUUUUCCAGCAUGAUCAACCUCCGGAAAUCUCCGUUUAAACACGCUCGCCCAGCAACUGUUUGAUUUUGCUGGUGUAGGAUUUUUUUCCCCCCUUUGGAAAGAUUCGUCUUUUUCCCUCCUUCGGCUGAUGUAAAAAACACCCGCUUCAUUUGGAAUGAUGUGGACCUCUCACGAUACUGUUGGAUUUGUUUUCCUAGCUGGAUUUUGUGUUCAAUUCGGAUUCUCUUUUGAAGGUCGCUUCACGGAUCUGCCCUCCAACAUGACGGUAAAAGAGGGACAAAACAUAGAAAUGGCGUGCGCUUUUCCAGAGCGGAACCGCGUCGGUGUAUUUGGAGAUCCAGUGGUGGUUCGUGAAAGCUCCGGAGCCACUGACAGCGAGGAAGACGUGGAUGCUCAAGAGAUGGAGAUGAUACCAGAGCCUGAUCCUGAUGACGAGGGGACAAAAAUAAGUACAGUGAAAGUCCAGGGCAAUGACAUCUCACACAAGCUGCAGAUCUCCAGAGUCAGCAAGAGUGAUGAAGGACUGUACGAGUGCCGGGUGACGCGAGCUAACUACGGAGAGAUUGUGGAGUACAAAGCCCAAGCCUGGCUGAAGGUCAACGCCACAGCCAGGCCUCGACGACCACUGCAGCCUCCCAAGAAGAGCUCCCCGCUGCACCUGACAGACAAGAAGCCGAGAAAGUCCAGCUCAUCUCUGGGCCAGGACAACAUGAGUUCAGACCAGAGGGUGGCCUCCACCUCCACCUCUCACACGUCCUCCAACACAGACAAACACAACCCCGGCUCAGGUACAAGAAUAUCAUCCAGCUAUGGACUGGCUGUCCUCCUCCUGGCGUGUGGUUUGGUGAGGGAUGCCUUGUUAUAAUUUGAAGAACUGACAUCAGAUCUCGCUCUCUCUCCUCUCUCUCCCUCUCUCUCUCUCUGUUUGCUCUCAAAGCGAACAGGAAAAAUUGCCUGUUUGAUUCCUCCCCUCCCCUCCCCACCCACCAGCCCCUCCAUCCCCCUCCUCGCCACCGUGCAGACGGCACAGCUGGCUCUGCAUUUCCUCGCCACCACUGCUCUUGCACCCAGCACAUUGUUAUUAGCCACUGUAAACACCAGUCACAUUUAAAGCAGUCGGAUUACCUUUUGUACAGACGUCAACUCAACACCAUCCGAGGUGCAACGCUCCGGUGUGAAAACUGGACUCUGUACCUUGUUGGAUAACUCUCAUGGAAGAAUGACUUUCUAAUGGUUUCGCUGUUCCAGUUCAUGUGUUCAUUGCUCAAAAGUGAACAAGAAAAAGAAGAAUCUAUAUUUGUGUAAUAUAUAUAUAUGAUUCUAGAUAUAUAUCUGUUUUAUUUGAAGCACCUAGAAUUAAUGUAUGUGCUGUAUACAUAGCUGCCACUCAUUAUAUUGGCCAUGGAACUUCAUUGUGAAUAGGCACUCUAGCCCCCUCAAAGAGAUAAAUUAAAUUGAAGUAUGUGUUAAUUUAGACUGUUAACAUGGACCAUCGGGUUAACAAAUGUUCAAUUUUCCAUUUUCUUUCAGCUGUAUUGGCCAUCCAAAUUUCUGAUGUGCAUAAUUUUACAUCUUGUUAGUGCUACAUAUACAGAUGUGCAUGCUUAUUGGUCUGAAGGCUUAAAAGAGAGGAAAAUAGUUGAAGAGCAGAAGUCAACACUUGGAGUUCAGUGUUACAAUAUGUUAAAUUUAGCUUUAUUUUAAUGUGUUAGUUUUGGUGUGAAAAAACAAAUUGUCCGUUUGUCAUUUUAAUUUGUAUUGCAUCCUCGGUAGGAAUAAAAAGGAUGUCACAAUUUAUGAGUCAUUCAAAAUUCUGAUAUGUGACCAUUGGAUGAUUAAUUUUAAAUGGCCUGCACCGUUUCUAAAAGGCAUGCUUCAGUUGCUGUGCGCCUCCCUGCUAUGUCUCAUUAUUAUACAGGAGGAAUGAGUAUUUACCCACUUUGGAUCAUGAGCGUUGCUAGUUAUGUUGAUUCCAACACACAGACACACACAUUAGCACAUUUAAGGUGAGAUGUUUGAGUGGGAGGGUGGUGACGGAAGAUUCAGCAGAACGGAGAGAACAGACUCAACAUUAGAAGUGACCCAGGUUUGGGAGAAAUGCAGAGUUUGGCUGAAAUCUUUUCUCUUAGAUCUCACAAUAAUAUAUUUUUAGCUUUAUUUUCAGAUGAUAUAUCACAGAGAUUUUUAUUCAAGCAGAGCAUUUAUGAGCAAAACGCUUUGACAAUCUGACACAAACAUAGGCAGACGACUGGUUGGGUGUCAUAGUGCACACUACGCCUAGAUUUAGAUCAUUGAUGUGAUCCAGAUUAACCUUCAAAACAAUAACGAUUCUUCAGUUUUUGUUAACUUUUGAGCUGAAGAGGGAAUCGUGUGCAUCCAUCAGAAACACGGAUGUUCUACUUCUGAAAUAUUUAUGAAUAAUAGAGUAGCUGAUUUAUGUCUCAAGAAAGGUGCUGUAAGUGGAUGUUAUCCACCAUGAAUAUCGUGCUGUCAGAGUGCAGCAGUCGCCCUGCAAUGAGAUCGAUAUGUUACUUCAGUAGACGCCGACCCCUUAGCGCAUCAUAUUUGUUGCUUAGUUAAAGUCCAAACAUUUCGUUGGUUUACACAUAGCAUGGUUCUCUGGUUCUUCAUUUGCUGUAUGGUAUAAUCUAACAUUCAUACUGAUGAAAUUUGCAAUACUUACAUUGCUGCGUGUUCUCACAAAGCAAAAUAUUCACCUCACUUUGAGUGUUUAUUCCGCUUUGCUCAGCUAAAAUCCCUUCCCAUGUAUAGUUGUAUUGCAUUUCCCAAAGAAUGAUGGAGGGAAACCUGUUGGUUCAGCACAGAGGUUCAGAGGCUGACAGGGUGUGUCAUGCUUUAGGAUACGAGCAGAAACAUCUUCUGAUCAGCAGCUUCCAGCCGGGGUACAAGAUGUGUGGGCGAUAAUAGAGGGCGGCCCCGUUUAAUCCUCAAGUUUCAAACAGCUUCAGGCUGAAUUUGGACAGUUAAACCAGAGUCACUGUCACAUAUACGCCACUCUGCUGUUACUGGGGACUGACUGGUUUCAAAUGAGACACAUUAUGUAAUACAAUUCAAAACAUUUAGUUUGAAGGCAAAAAAAUAACAAAAAAAGCAGCUUAUUGAAGGCAAUGAAAAUGGGAUUUGAAUGUUUAAUGUAGGAGUGUGCUCGAGCACUUUGGAGAGAGUGUGCACAGUCUGAGUGGACAGCGUGUCCAACCCUCAUGUAAAAAGUUACAGACCUGUACAACUUGUAAAUGAAAUAAUCAGCAUGUCAACAUGUUUUUUAAAAAAUCCAUUUGAAAAGGCAGAGGCCAGUGAUGUUCUGUACUUGUAACAAUGGUGUCAUGUACUCAUAUUCAAGUGUUAACAAGUCCAAAGUGGGUUUUCAUCUCUUCAAAAUGAACUUGGGUAAAAAUGUAUAUGACAAAAAAAAUCUAUCUAUCUAUAUAUAUUAGAAACAUCUCCUUUACAAAGCUUUCAUCUUAAUCUAGGGGACUUGCUUGAUUGUGGGUCCUUGCAACACAAUGAAUAACACAGAAGAAGAGAUUGGAGCGGUGAUUGAUUUGGUAUUGUGAUCGGAGUGAUGAAAAAUGACGCUUAGUUUGGGUAUCGAUGGAGGCUGAGUUGCUUAUGAGCACUGAGGUCUCUAUUACCAAAGAGGAGAACAGUUCACAACGACGGCUAGAGCAGCAGUUCCUUCAUCCAGGGAUGUUACUUCAGAAACAUCACACAGCCAUUUUCUGUUCUGUUUUAUAUGCCACCCUACUCAUCCACUCUAGAUGUAUUUGUUUCUUCUAAUGUAUUUCAUUUCAAUGCGGUCCUGUCUGUUUGUUGAGCUGUCAAAAAUUCUGAUGAAUUCUCUUUUCUUUGGUAUUGUGUGAGGCUUCUGUACUGGAACAUUGCAACAGUUUGUAUUAUAAUGACAAUAUCAGAAUAAUAUUUAAAUAAACCAUUUUCACAGAUGAAAUUCAAA
Messenger RNA from Acanthochromis polyacanthus (spiny chromis), 4492 nucleotides. It is a transcript of the gene vstm2a, whose product is annotated as V-set and transmembrane domain containing 2A. The transcript is spliced from 5 exons. NCBI's taxonomy places the organism in Eukaryota, Metazoa, Chordata, Actinopteri, Pomacentridae. The record is from RefSeq and is a predicted model, not a curated record. The coding region runs from base 674 to 1384 and encodes 236 amino acids.